Colletotrichum godetiae is the source of this 1325-nucleotide messenger RNA. RefSeq lists its product as uncharacterized. NCBI's taxonomy places the organism in Eukaryota, Fungi, Ascomycota, Sordariomycetes, Glomerellales, Glomerellaceae. Bases 192 to 1103 code for a protein of 303 amino acids. The transcript has 2 exons. The record is from RefSeq and is a predicted model, not a curated record.
ACAAGAGAGAUUUACGGGGAACCUUAUCAGCGAACCUCGCCUUGCCGACCACGACUUCAACCACCACCAACGCCUGGUUUCUCGCCUCCUUCCAACGACGAGAAAUCCCCUGUGCAUCGAUCCACGAGCUCAAACCACGGACGACUCUCACAGCAAUCCCUGCCUAAAUCGAACAACAGAACAGAAACCCAAUGCCAUCCGUCGCCGAGGAGCAUCCACGGCUGAUGGCGAUGGCGUCCGGCAGGAAGCGUAGACGAGACGUCAACGACGCCAACAUCAACGACCUGCAGUUGCCAGCCCCUCUGCCCAUUCAACAGCAGAUUCAACAGCAGCAACAACAGCAGCAUCUGGGAGGCAAUGCCCUUCGCUUCCCUUCCAGUAAUAAUGACCGGUUGAGAUAUCAGUUUGGCUUCUCCGACGAUAUCGCUGCCUCCGUCGAACCCUCACGCCAGAACAUCGACUCGGCGCCUCGUAAAAUAGCGCCACUCCCUGUACCCAAACGACAACGCAUGUUCGACGACGAUAACGACAAUGAUGCGGAUCUUGGUAGCUUGAAUGGUGGUUCUACGUCACAGUAUGACCCGCAGCAAAGACGGGGUAGCAAGUCGUCGACGGGAUCUCAUCAUACCUCUCAUUCGGCACAGAACCGUGCGGAUGCAGCUGGUAACAGAACUAAGACGCCCUCAUCCUUGGCUCCCUGUCACAUCUGCCACCGCCGCCCUACGAAGAAAUCAGACCUCGAUUCGUUCGCAGAUUGCCAGGGCUGUGGACAGCGGUCAUGCUAUAUUUGUGUCAGAGAGUGCCAGGGCUGGGAGAAGGAUGGACGGCCAAGCAGCAACGGCGGCAUGAACAGUACGCAACUAGGCCAAGAGCAAGACGGAGUCGACCUCUCACGGUCGUGUACUAUGGACGACGUGGAUGACGACAGGCAACGACAAUCAAGAGAAGACGAAGAGUCAAAGAGGACUGGCCGAGCCACUCGGCACAACAGCUGGACGGGAGGCUGUCAUCGGCAGAUGGUCUGCAGUCGUUGCUGUAUCGAGAAGGGCGCUGAGGGCGACAUCGUUUGCCUGGGGUGCCUAUCACGCAUGGAGUCAGUCUAGCGUGAUUGUUACGCCCUGUGGAAGGGCUUUUCUUUUCGUUCUCUUGUUUUCAAAUCAUAGCGUUCAAGGAGGUUCUUUUUCAACAGUCACAACGCCCACGAAAGAUCGUGGAGCGUACGGCACUGCUAAUGAAGGCAUGUAUAUCCUUUGGUAAUGGAGCAAUCUGGGAAAUGCUGAGGCAGCAUGGGACGCUGUUUUUUUCACAUCGGAGGAAAAUAUCAC